UGUCAUCAUUCCAUUCUCAAACUUUCUAUUCUCUGUAUUUAUAUUUUCUUGAUUCCUGAUGGCUAAUCUUCCGCGCUAUGGUCGGAGAUGGCGUCUUUCCACAGUCUCCCGCCUUGCUCCUACUGCCACACAGUCUGUUCAAGAACCAGAGCCGGAGAUUCUGCCAUUGGCUCCAACCAUCCAAACUCUGCAACCUUUUGAACCCACCCCGCCAGCGGCGGCGGCUCCCCCAUCUUCCACUCCAGGAGAACCUACUCCUCGCAUUUCUCCCCCCGCCGCGUCGCCAAAAUAUGAAGCUACCGUCAUACGUGAAGCCAGUCCUCCGCUGAAACCCGCACGAUCACCACCGGUGUCCCCUCCACGCAAAUCCGUUGACCCAAGGCACUCUAUUAGCCCUAAUUCGUAUCAAGAACCCCUCAAGCCAACGAGGCCAUCACUUUCCACUCUGGCUCUACCCAAAUCCGCAGAUGUGACGACGGUUCCAUCCGCUAUCAAGCCGGAGGUGGAGCAGAAAACAGAUUCGUUCAAGAAGUCGGAUCGGCAGGUAGAUAACGUAUCCGCUAAGCCGCCGCCGAGCCUACAGGCGAAGGCUAUAAACCUCACGGGAGAUAACAUUGGCGCGGUAAUGAAAAUUAACCAAUUCUCCGAUAAAAUUUCAGGCGGAGAAGUCACGAGGAAGAUCGAAACGAAAACCGGCGUCCAACAAGAAAAUGACAUGGAGAAAAGUCGCAGAGAAACCGAAUUUCCGAUGACGCCAAUCACGAACAGCAAUUUCCAAGAAGUGAACAAUUCAGUUAUGUAUAAUUCGUCUUGCAGUGGCCGUGAUCCGGGACUGCAUCUUGAUUUCUCCGGCCAGAAGGAUGAAGCAGCCACGGUGGAUGGCAACAAGAAAUCUAAAUACUAAGGAGGAAGAGAGAGGAGGAAUCGGUUAUAUAAUUUUAAAGGCUUUAUAUUUAUAUGAAUUGUUAAUGCUUUGAAAUUAAUCUUCUCGUUCGCAAAAAUCAAAACUGACUCUCAAAUAAAUUCGCAAUAAUUGUUAUUUUAUUUAUUCUA
Messenger RNA from Cucumis sativus (cucumber), 1053 nucleotides. RefSeq names its product gibberellin-regulated protein 14. The record is from RefSeq and is a predicted model, not a curated record. The transcript has a single exon. Bases 59 to 904 code for a protein of 281 amino acids. NCBI's taxonomy places the organism in Eukaryota, Viridiplantae, Streptophyta, Magnoliopsida, Cucurbitales, Cucurbitaceae.